UCUCUCUCUCUUUCACCGGCAAUAAAUCGGCGAAUAAUCAGACAUCAUCAACACGAGCAUGAUGAAGUUCAAGUUCGAAUACGAAGAGGAAUACAUAAAAAACUCAAGAGGCGUAGAGCUGUUCGCUUGCAGAUGGGUUCCCUCUUCUUCUCCCCGAGCUCUAGUCUUCCUCUGUCAUGGUUAUGGGAUGGAGUGCAGUAGCUUCAUGAGAGAAUGCGGAAUACGGUUGGCAUCAGCAGGAUAUGCAGUGUUUGGGAUGGACUACGAGGGGCAUGGUCGGUCCAAGGGUGCUCGUUGCUAUAUCAAAAAGUUCAGUAACAUAGUAAACGACUGCUACGACUAUUACACCACCAUCUCUGCACAAGAAGAAUACAAAGAGAAAGGUAGAUUUUUGUAUGGAGAAUCAAUGGGAGGUGCAGUUGCUUUGUUGCUUCACAAGAAAGAUCCUUCUUUUUGGAACGGUGCUCUUCUCGUUGCUCCCAUGUGUAAGAUAUCAGAGAAGGUGAAACCACACCCAGUAGUCAUAAAUCUACUAACGAGAGUUGAAGAUAUUAUACCAAAAUGGAAGAUCGUUCCCACAAAAGAUGUUAUUGAUGCUGCCUUCAAGGAUCCAAUCAAGCGCGAAGAGAUAAGGAACAACAAGCUGAUAUAUCAAGACAAGCCAAGACUUAAAACCGCGCUUGAAAUGCUUAGAACGAGCAUGGACCUUGAAGACACUCUCCACGAGAUCACAUUGCCCUUUUUUGUCCUUCACGGUGAAGCAGACAUUGUGACUGAUCCAGAGAUAAGCAAAGCCUUGUUCGAGAAGGCAAGCACACACGACAAAACCAUUAAGCUCUACCCAGGAAUGUGGCAUGGGUUGACUUCUGGUGAGCCUGAUGCUAACGUUGACCUCGUUUUUGCUGAUAUUGUCAAUUGGCUUGAUGCUCGUACCGGUGACUCCGCUUCUCUGACAGUCACUCCCAUACAUGAUUUUACCUCCAAUGUUCAAAAGGUCGUUGACGGUGUUAGUAACGGUCAAGGAAAAUCUAAACGACCACAAGCUAGUCUCCUUUGUGGUUUAAAUGGUGGUGGACGUCGUUUGGCUGAGAGGAUGUAUAAGAAGGCGAAGCCUGAGUACGCGACAGCUAAAAUAGCGGUGUGGUGGGACAUGAAGUGCUGUCCGAUUCCCGAGGGUUAUGAUGCUCGUCUGGUCCGCCCGAGCAUAGAAGCGGCGUUCAAUGAACUAGGCUACUCUGGUCCUGUCUCCAUCACCGGCUAUGGCGACCAAAGACAAACCCCUUGUCACAUCCUGCGAGGUCUCUCUUCCACCGGAGUCGCUGUUGCACAAAUCAAAUCCGAAAGCACAUGCUCACUCAUGUAUUCGAAUAUGCUGGAGUGGCGAGAUCAUAAUCCUCCUCCGGCUACAAUGAUGCUCAUAUCCGAUGAUUGGCAAGAUGUCUUCUCUUGGGAUCUGGCCCGUCUACAACAGCACACGAAAUACAACCUUUUUCUGUCUUAUUCAACUAAGUCUAACAUAGGUUCGGCACUGGAACCUUGUGGAAAGUGGAUCUGGACGAAGUUACUUGCGACCAAAAGGGAACUUGUUCAGGACAAAAAGUGCUGCAGUUGUGAGUUAUCUGCCAUGUUUUAUUGCAAAUCGUGCAGUUACCAGGGCCAAAGCGUGGAGGGUUUCAGGAAGCAUCUCUCGACUAGAAAGCAUGCAGUGAGAGAGGUUACAAACCGUAUACAUCCAGAACUUGACUAUUUGACGAGGACGUGGGCAAAGGACUACCCUGCAAAGCCUGAGUACGCGACAGCUCAAAUAGCGGUGUGGUGGGACAUGAUGUACUGUCCGAUUCCCGAGGGUUAUGAUGCUCGUCAGGUCCGUCCGAGUUUAGAAGCCGCGUUCAAGAAACUAGGCUACUCGGGUCCUGUCUCCAUCACUGCCUAUGGCGACCACAACAAAACCCCUGAUUACAUCCUGCGAGAGCUCUCUUCCACUGGAGUCGGUCUUGCACAUUCCAUUCCCGAAGUCAUAUACAGUCGCAUGUUUAGAAAUUUGUCGGAGUGGAAAGAUAGUAAUCCUCCUCCGGCUACAAUUAUGCUCAUAUCCGAUGCUGUGGAGGUGAUGUUCUCAGGUGCUCUUGCCCGGUUACUACAAGAGACGAAAUACAACCUUUUUCUGGCUUAUUCAUAUAGGCCUUACAAAAUGUCAGUCUUGCUCACUUCUGCAGAGUGGCUUUGGGAAAGCUUACUUCUUGCAGAGACAAGAAGACACGUUCUUGGCAAGUGCAGUGAAAGGGGUGAAUCUACCAAAAUGUUUUCUUGCACAGUGUGUAUUUGUGAUUGCAAAAGCCUUGAAGAUUUGAGGACGCACCUCUCAAGCGAAGACCAUGCAGUGCUUGAGCGUCAUUAUCCUGAGACGGAAGUACUAGCAAAUUUGCCAGAGAGAAAACGUAUGAGGAAAGCAUACCGGACGGGUUUUGGUCAUCUUCAUAAUCAGUUACAUCUUUUUGGAAAACGAAAGCGGGAUUUAGCGUUAGCAGCUUCCACCGUUUCGGAGAAUUUUAUCGAGCUUCAAGUGAACAUGAGUAAACCAAUGGAAGAGGAUACCAACCAGGGAAAGACUGAGGAGGAGGAGUUCAACACUGGACCGCUCUCUGUUCUGAUGAUGAGUGUUAAGAAUAACACUCAGGUGUUGAUCAAUUGCCGUAACAACAGGAAACUCCUCGGCCGAGUUAGGGCUUUUGACAGGCACUGCAACAUGGUUCUUGAGAAUGUCAGAGAAAUGUGGACUGAGGUACCGAAAACCGGAAAAGGAAAGAAGAAAGCUCUUCCUGUUAACAGAGAUCGAUUCAUCAGCAAGAUGUUUCUGCGGGGAGACUCUGUCAUUAUCGUCCUCAGGAACCCCAAGUGAGAGAAAUUGAGAUGGCUGGUGGUGGUUGCUAUUCAUAUGAUAAUUCUCGCUUCUUCUUGUCAAAUUCUAAUUGUUGCAUCAACGGAGAACAUGUUUUGAUUAUGAGCCUUAAACCUAGUAGUGAACUGCCUUGUAUUUUUUUCACUUGUGUUCUUCUAUCUUGACUUGAAAAAUCCCAGUGUUGAGUAAUGCCACUAAACUUUGUAAUAGCAAAAGCCAAGUUCUUUUUCUUUUAAAACUGUAGUGAGGUUCAUGAAUAGUAGUAGUAAGUAAAGGUACCAAAUUCUU
This is a messenger RNA of Arabidopsis arenosa, 3187 nucleotides long. The record is from the annotation of a GenBank genome assembly. Lineage: Eukaryota; Viridiplantae; Streptophyta; Magnoliopsida; Brassicales; Brassicaceae.